Papaver somniferum (opium poppy) is the source of this 1945-nucleotide messenger RNA. RefSeq names its product F-box protein At3g07870-like. Bases 120 to 1082 code for a protein of 320 amino acids. The record is from RefSeq and is a predicted model, not a curated record. The transcript has 2 exons. Gene Ontology annotation, molecular function: protein binding. Lineage: Eukaryota; Viridiplantae; Streptophyta; Magnoliopsida; Ranunculales; Papaveraceae.
CCCACCCCACGCAUCCCCUCUCUCCUCCAGUCUCCAAAAUCUCCUUUUCUUCUUGAAACCCUAAGUGCGUGCCUCUCUUCUUCUGCCAUUAAGCCUUCUAAUCAUCUUAAAGGGUUACAAUGGGGAACUUCAAUAUUCUUCCAGAAGAGAUUCAGAUAGAAAUCAUAUCUCGUCUUCCAAUUAAAUCUGUUCUACAAUGCAAAUUGGUAUCAAAGCCAUGGAAAAAUCUGCUUCAACAUCCAUCCUUCUCACAAAUGCACUUCAAUCAUCAUCAUCUUGAUUCUUCUUCUGGUAACUUAACUUGUUGUAUUUUCUAUUCUCGUCAACCAUAUGUUAAUGAAUUUUAUUACAGUGAGUAUGCUGAAAAUUGUAAUGAGGCACCCUCUAAUAGAAGAACAAGGAUGAAUUUAGGCGCUCCAUUUGAGAAUAGUUCUAUAUUUGGUUCUUGCAAUGGUUUAAUUUGUUUCAGUAGAAGGUUUAGGAAAGGAUUUCGUGAAUGGGAUUAUGGACGUGCUUAUAUCUGCAAUCCAAGCACCAGAGAGUAUACUACCCUUCCAAAUUAUGGAGGAAAGUACCAGUGGAAUGGAUUUGGUUAUAGUUCUAUGACCAAAGAAUACAAGGUUGUUAGGAUAUGUAAGUCUGGGGGAGACUCAAAUGUUGGAAUUGCUCAAGUAUACACUCUUGGUAGUGGCAAGGGAUGGAAAAAUGCAGGAACGGUCGGCAUCAAUAUGCAACGGAUUUGUGCUGGUGUGUUUGUAAAUGGAGCUCUUUAUUGGGCGGGGAAAGACAAGGGAACUAUUGUUGCUUUCCAUUUGGAUGAUGAAAAUUUUAGUGAACUUCCACCGCCACCACCUUGUUUGGCACAACCUGGUAUUAUUGAUGCUAAACUAAGGGUUUUAGGUGGUUUUAUAAGUGUUACUUAUGAAUACUGUUCCGGUGAUUGUGACAUAUUGUUGCUGAAGAAGAAUAAAGAUAAUAAUGAUUUUAGCUGGAGUAAAGAGUUUAGUUUCGACAGUCACAUAUCACGGCCAUUUGAGUUUACCAAGAGUGGUAGGCUUCUGUUCUAUGGUCAAAGUGUAUAGUUAUGAUCCAAAAGCUUCAUCUGCUGAAAUGGAUGUGAGCUUUGGCAAGCGUAAUUUUCAAGCAAUUCCUUACAAGAAUACUUUCGUUUCAUUAAAAGUGUUAGGAGAAAUGGAUACAAAAGCAAUGGAGUCCUGUGAAAGAGCAAGUUCAAGCGAGGAGACAAGCAACAAUGAUAAACUGAAAAAGCCGCAAAGGAAAGUAAUAGAUCUCUAGGCUACUGCGCUUACUUCCUCAUGACCAAAGAGCAAAAGUUAUUCUUUCAUCUUCAAGUUCUGGUGAUGCAGAGCUGGGAAAUAUAUCGAAUGAGAGAGACAGAGUUUCAUGACUGAAGUUUAUAUUUUUUUUAUCUGAAUUCACUUUUUUUAAGGCACUUUCGUUGAAAGAAGUUCUAUUGGCUUAUUUACAGGAACCAAGUCAAUGAAAUCCUUUACUUCCCUCUUUAGGAUCCAGGCAAUAACCAAGGCCAGUCUGUAGCUUGUUGUUAGAUAUCAUGGGAAAUGUUCUUGGAAAUAGAAUGCUCAUAAUUUAUUUGUACUUAGAAGCUCCAGGAAAUCAUCCCAGCUUGUAGCCUUAAUGGCCUUUGAUGGUGCAGGUGAAUGCGCUAUUGCAGAGAAUGCUGUAUGUUUGUGCUCCGACUCUAAAGCUGUAAUUGUGGCUUUUUGCACUGGUAAAAUUCCUCUGGCAGUACAGUCCAGAUGGUUGAGGAUUGUCAGAAGUGUUAGAAGCACUGAGUUAAGGUUGUAUGGUAAUAAAGCUUUUUGCUCUUGUUUUUUUUUGCUUAAAUCUGGUUUAGCCUUGGUAUUGUCUGGGCUGAACCCUUUAGUAAUCUUUGAAAAAUACUCUGAAAGCAAAAGAAAUUGCA